Molecule: messenger RNA, 1234 nt
Organism: Temnothorax curvispinosus
Lineage: Eukaryota; Metazoa; Arthropoda; Insecta; Hymenoptera; Formicidae
Exons: 2
Coding region: 36-368 (110 amino acids)
Source: RefSeq, a predicted model, not a curated record
AUACUGAUCGCGAGUGCGGAUUAGUUGUAGAUGAAAUGAGCAUAACACCUGGGCAUGUUUUUGAUCCUUCAACGAACAAAAGGCUUGGCGAUGUAACUUUUCCACAUACAGAAGGUAAAGCCACGCAUGCUCUAGUGUUAAUGUUAACUGGGACAGCUUGCAGGUGGAAGCAUGUCGUAGGCUAUUACUUUACAGGGAAUUCAUUUGAUAGUGAAACUUUAAAAGAAAUUAUGUUCCAGAUCAUACACAUGUCUGAAGCAAUUGGUCUUCGCGUCAAUAGUAUAACUUCCGACAUGGGUUCCGGGAAUAUGGGGGUAUGGAAAUCUUGUGGGAUAAGCACGGGUCGGUAUUCGAAGGAUACUGUUUGAAAGCUGUUCAACGGUCAACAAUUACAUGUUGUAAAUAUAUACAAUCUGCAGGUUCUAAAGUACCAGUACAGUUUAAAUUUUCUAAAUUAAUACGUUUAAAAUGCUACAAUACUAAUACCCUGCACUUUGUUAAUGAGGAAACAUUUUGGGUAUUCUUAAAAUUGGAAAAUAUUUAUCGACAUUAUCAACGGUAUUUUUCAAAAAUGCGUGACGUUAAUUUGCUAAAAUUUUUGUUUGACAAAUUUUGUUCCGUUCCAGCAGAUCACAUCUUGAACUGCCAUAAUUUGCGCCAAAAAUUAUUCAAAAGGUUUGCUACGAUUAGAUUGAAAUUUAAAAAGAAACAUAGAGCUUCAUCAUUGCGUUUUUACAAUAGUAAAUCCAUGGCUAUGCACUAUUCUUUUAUGUAAACGGUAUAAUUGAUGAUAUAGUAACAAUAAUAUUAAUGGUGGCUACUUUAAUGCAUUAUUGAUAUGUAUUGAUGCUUCAUUUGUAUCUGAAUAUACUUCGUAUGGUAAAACAUAAAAUCUUAUAGGUUUGCUAACAAAAGUUUAUUUUUUAUGUCAUGUAUAUAAUGCGCUAUAGGUACUGCCUAGUUGCAGAUUUCUUAACGUAUUAGGAAUCGGUUUUCCAUUACUCUUGUAAAAAAAAUUUAAUUUAAGAGAAAGUACAUAAUAUGCGAUAUAUUCUGUGUACAUGCGUCUUCAGUAAUAAUAUAAAUAAACAAGUUAAAAGUGUAGCAUGCUAUGUAUGUGAAGUAUAUGUGUAUUUAUCUUACAAAAUUAUAUUUCUUUUUUAUAUGGAAUACGAAUAUAUGUUAACUCUUAUAAAGUGUACAUACAUGGAAAUAAAUGUCUCAGGAUUGUUUA